AUGAGGACUACGUCAGUGUAUUUUCUCAUCUCCUUCCAAACUAACCUUUCAGUAGGGUUGUCCAUCAUCCCACAAGACCACCUCCUGGUAUUAAAAGACUUGAUAAGGCUGCUUUUUCCUCCUCACCCGCUGCUGGACCUCAUCAUAAGUACUACAUUCAAACCGAAGUUCAAAAUUGGAGGCUGCGCAGGCGCAGAUCACACGCGCGGACUACACGAGCCCGCCCCCUCGCCGGAACUACCUCUCACCCAGCUGCGCGUGCGCAGGCGCCACCGGCUCGGCAUCAUGACCGUAUUCAGUCUCUCGGGUUUAUUGGGCCGAGUCCAUGCGACCGCCUGGGGAGCGGCAAAGUCACCUCUCCUCUGUGAUGCUUUGAGGAGAAUUGGUUCUUCGCCAGGAGGGAAGUCUGAGCCCACCAAACCACCCAUCAAGAAGCCCACACUGCCGCUAGGUCGUUUUGAUGCGCCCGAGGAUUCUCAUGUGGAACAGGAGCCUCUGACAAAAUUUCCAGAUGAUGUUAAUCCAGUUACCAAAGAAAAAGGUGGACCCAGGGGCCCAGAACCUACACGAUACGGAGAUUGGGAACGAAAAGGACGAUGUAUUGAUUUUUAAGGCAUAUUCUUUAACUUUAUGAUCAUUCUCUGAAUAUGUACAUCUGAAUUUCUUAUUUCAGAUUACAUUCUUUCUUUUACAUCCUUUAAAUUAUCUCGUGUGUAUGUGUGUGUUACUGAAAAUGGAGCCCAGGGCCUUGUACAUCUAGGCAAGUGCACUGAGCUGCAUCUUCAGCCCCAAAUCAUCUAAUUUCUAUCACAUGUUUAAAUAUGUGUAUGAUGACUUUGGAAGAAAAUAUGCUUCUGUGAACUAGGAAAAAAAUUUUUACAUUAGGCUUAUUAACAUUAACAAAUACAUUGGGGUAUGUAAAGGAUUAUUAGAGCUGUAUACUUCAUAAUUUUUUAAUUUAUGUUAAUGAGUUGCUUGUAAAAUACUUAUGUAAAUAAAAUAUUUUAAGUGAUUAUGACACUA
Messenger RNA from Cavia porcellus (domestic guinea pig), 1023 nucleotides. It is a transcript of the gene Sdhaf4, whose product is annotated as succinate dehydrogenase complex assembly factor 4. Lineage: Eukaryota; Metazoa; Chordata; Mammalia; Rodentia; Caviidae. The coding region runs from base 1 to 612 and encodes 203 amino acids. The record is from RefSeq and is a predicted model, not a curated record. Gene Ontology annotation, cellular component: mitochondrion. Gene Ontology annotation, biological process: mitochondrial respiratory chain complex II assembly. The transcript has 5 exons.